Messenger RNA from Malaya genurostris, 8957 nucleotides. RefSeq lists its product as uncharacterized. Gene Ontology annotation, cellular component: nucleus. Gene Ontology annotation, biological process: regulation of transcription by RNA polymerase II. NCBI's taxonomy places the organism in Eukaryota, Metazoa, Arthropoda, Insecta, Diptera, Culicidae. The transcript is spliced from 4 exons. The coding region runs from base 295 to 6246 and encodes 1983 amino acids. Gene Ontology annotation, molecular function: DNA-binding transcription activator activity, RNA polymerase II-specific; RNA polymerase II cis-regulatory region sequence-specific DNA binding. The record is from RefSeq and is a predicted model, not a curated record.
CUGAUUCAUUAUUUAGAAGCUGAAAAACUACGCCACAACACCGAGCACAGCACCCCAAAAAAAAACCGGAUCCAACGCAAUCUCCAACGCGAUGCCCGACUCUGCAGUGCUCCCCCCGGGAUUUGUUCUCUUCUAGUCAACCGUCGUCGUCGUCCCGUGAACAAUUUCCAUUUUAUGUGGUGACCUGAGCCGUACCCAUGGCAACGGAUCAAUAGAUUUCCACGAAACCAAGUCGAAGCCUGGUUUGUUUCCCCCGCGGCAGACGGCCUGCUACGACGAUUCCCGUCGCGAGCAAUGCAGAAGAAGAAGAAGCCGGACAAAAACCUACAACGGAGAAGCACACUGGCAAGAGAUUUAUUACGCCGCCAUCGCAGCUUGCCAGGCCGACCAGCCAGCCAGCGAGCCAGCCAGCCAGUCAUCCAGUCAGAGGUCCCCACACACACGGGAUCCCGUCCUGUCAGGCCGCGAACUGACAAGCCGCAGUUUUGUUGCGCAGAGCACAUCAGAGUCACUGGUGUGCGUGCUUUUUUCCUCUUACUAGGGCUGCUGCUGCUGCUGCUAGUGCUGCUGGUGCUGGUGCUCGCAGGAACGGACAAUUUUACGAUCCAUCAACAACAACAAAAACAACAACGGCACACACUGCCUGCCUGCCUGCCGUUGUCGUCAUUCGAACAUAGGGGGACGUCGUUUUCUCUUUCCGCUGUCUUCUUCCUGUACAAGAGAGAUGGGGGCGUUCGAGGUCAUAGCCAGGAGGUUGGGAGGACACGGAAUGGAGUGCGCACAUCAGGCAACAUCAGAAGAAGGAGGAGGAGGAGGACGAGAUCUCAACCAGCGAUGGAUCGUCGUCUAUCGAUGCACUCCGACUCGUCCCAGGAAGCGAUGGAUAUAAGCUCCUCGAACCGCACCGGCAGCAGCAGCACCGAUGCGAACAAUUCUUCGUUCCUCAACAAUAACAACAACAACAACAACAUUUUACUGAAUAAAUCUGCGAUCACCACGACGACUAGUGCCGACUCCGACAAUGUCGACUCGGAUGAGGAUCAACGCCGUUCGGUCCAUCUGUUCCAGGCCCGUCACAGUGCCCGAAGGGAAAACCUGCACCAGUUGAUGGAUAACAUGUUGCGCCGGAAGUUUCACAGUUUGAACAACAACAACUACAGUGGGAAACAUCCGGCGUCGGCUGGGAACACUUUGCUGCAGCAGCAUCUGGCGGCGGCGGUCGUUGACAACAACCAGAAUCAUGACGAAAGGGAAACGAAUGACGGAAAGAAGUAUGUGUGUCCGAUUUGUGACACGAUUUCAUCGACCAAACAUGACUUCACGGAACACAUCCGAUCACACAACAACAGCAAAUCGGCAACCGGCGGUGAUAACGGAGAAGGUGGUCAGUUUGUGUGUAAAAUCUGCUCGAAGGUUCUGUCGUCCGCAUCGUCGCUGGAUCGCCACGUGCUGGUGCACACCGGAGAGCGACCGUUCAACUGUAAGUACUGCAAUCUGACGUUCACGACGAAUGGCAAUAUGCAUCGGCACAUGCGAACCCACAAACAGUCGGAACGGGAAAGCUACGAAAGUGAUGGUUCUACGGAUAGUGGCGGAAGUAGCGGGGCAAGCAGUGGGAUGUCCAACAAUAACAACAAUAGCUACAACAACAACUACGAAGGGGAAGGAAAGCGCAAGAAUUCGGACGAAAAUGUCCACUACAAGCGCAAGAUUCGUACUAUCAAUAAUAACAUCCUGGACGGCAGUGUGACCGAAGGGGUUCAGAAGUUUUGCUGUCCGGUUUGUGUCCGGAAUGACUUUUCCAGUAUGAUCAGUUUGGAAAGUCACAUGGACCGGGAACAUCCGCAUAUUCCGGCAAAGUGUCGUCACUGCGAUAUGGUGUUCAAAAGCUACAAAGCCCUGAAUGCGCACCGGUGCGGAAACAACAACUACCAAAACAUAACUCCGGGUUUCAAAGAUUUGACGUUUGUUGAUUUUUCAAGUGAAAAAUUCCCACUGAUAGCGAAGAGUGUUUGCGAGCAGAGCAUCCGGACACCGGUGACCAGUCAGAAGUUCGAAUGUACCAAGUGUUACCGAGCGUUUCCCUGUUCGAAAACGCUGGAGAUGCAUGUGCGGGAAUGUGGCGCUUCGGAUUACAGUUCCAGUGGAACGGAGAAACGCAAAUGGAAAACGAGUGAGGCAUCGUCGGAGGAGGACCUCAAACGAGAUGAUUUCUUUGCCAAUCUGGACCUGCAGAAUAAGUCUAUGUCGACGAACAUGUCAUCGAAUGUUUCCGAGGCACCCACCACUCCGUCAUCGUUGGACAAAUCGUUCUCCUCACCGAUCAUGUCCCGUGAGAUAAAACAAGAGCCAAACUACUACCACCACAGUGGUGCCAACUAUCCUCCGCAGCAGGACAACAAAGAUCUCGCCGACAUCCAGUCGAUUAUCAACGUCACCUCGUCCGGGGGAUUCUUCCGCCAGUUGGAUAAGGAUCCGUACCCUCCGCUGCUGAAGGAUGAAGAAGAAGCUCAGGAUGCUUUCACUGCGGAGUUUCGUAAAAUGAAACUUCGUGGUGAAUUUCCCUGUCGGCUGUGUGCCGCCGUCUUUCCCAACCUACGGGCGUUGAAGGGUCACAACCGGAUUCACGUAUCCGCAGCCGGUCCGGGACCGUACCGGUGCAACAUGUGCCCUUACAUCAUCAAUGACAAGGCGACUCUGAUUCGACAUAUGCGAUCUCACAACGGAGAUCGACCGUACGAGUGUGCCCUCUGCAAUUAUGCCUUCACAACGAAAGCGAACUGCGAACGCCACCUGCGGAAUCGCCAUGGCCGUGCGACCCGUGACGAAGUCAAACGGGCUAUCAUCUAUCAUCCCUCGGAGGAUUCGUCCUGUGAGGAUCCGUUGAAGAAGAUGCAAAUGUUCAAUACGCCACCCGGGGACUUCGAUCGGGACGUGGAUGAUCAUCCGUCCGACCGGAGCACUCCGGUGUCGCACCUGAAGGAAAUGCUGAUGCCAAUACCGAUGAGUCUAGUCACUAAGAUCGACAGCACACCGAUGCCGAUUACGCCGGCCAAAAUUCAGGUGAAAAGUUUGGAAAAGCUUAACCAAUUGACUCCGCCGCAGGAACAAGACUACGAAAAGGAAACACCGGACACUCCGGUUUCCCAACAGCCUUCGGAGCCGAGUCAUCCGAUCGAUCUAAGCAUGGAUGUGUUGGAUUUGAGCAAGAAACCGGAACCGAUCAUUCGCCGCGAAAACGAUGCAGACUCGGAUCAUCCUCGUUCCGAUGCCGAAGACGAUGACGACGAACGUGGCGACGAUGACGCGGAGGAUGAAGACGAAGAGGAACAACAGGCCGCCAAAAUCCCAAAACUGGAUCUAUCGUUGCUGGAGAAAAACCAACACCAACUUCAGCUGAUGCAACAGAAACUCUUCAGCGAAGCGCUAUCCAAAAUGGAUCCGGCCCAUUACUUCCAACUAAGCCAACUGUACAGCCGGUUCGGUUUUCCGGCGGCCGCUGCCUUUCCCCUACAUCCAUUGUUCCUACAGAAUCCUCUGCUGUGCGCUCCCGGUGCUCUCGGUGAUCUGAAAAAUUUCUUCCCCAAAGAAUUUCCCCUGUUGCCACAGAUGUCCGGCGGUAGUCUGAUCGGAAAUCCGUUCCACUCGCCAUCGGAAUCACCCAAGAGCAGUACGGAAUCCACGGUCGGAUCCGGACCAGCUCCGUUCGUCACCACAACACCUCUAUCGGCUAAAAACUCCGGAGCUCAGCAAUCGCCACAAAGUUUGCCAAAUUCUCUACAACAGCAAAAAGUACUUUAUCAGCAUCAUCAGCAACAGCAAAUUCCCCCGCCACCACCACCUCCCCCGUCGUCCAUGUCUGCGUCGAUCCCGAUGGGAAACGGUCCCGUCAAGAUGGUUAUCAAAAAUGGCGUCCUGAUGCCGAAGCAAAAACAACGCCGCUAUCGCACCGAACGUCCGUUUGCCUGUGAGCAUUGUUCCGCGCGUUUUACACUGCGUUCGAACAUGGAACGUCACAUCAAACAGCAACAUCCACAAUUUUGGUCCCAACGGCAACGUGGCGGUCAUCACAUGAUGCGAGGUCGUGGACAUUCAUCUGCCGCAGCCGCUGCGGCGGUUGCUGCUGCUGCUGCAGCCUCUGCCGUGACUUCGAACCCCGGGUCGGCUUUGCAUCAACAUCAUCAUCCGCAUCAUCAGUCGAUGGCGGCCGCUUUCGGUGGUAUUUCCGAUCAGGUCAAAUAUGCAAUUCUGGCCCAACAGUCAGGCAAAGCCGCUGCCGGCCACCAUCCGAACCACCGACCCGUGGUCGACGGUGGCAGCGAAAUCGGAGGUACGGCCGGAAUGAGUAGCAUGCUUCAGAAUAUCAUUGCUCAAGGGCAGAAUCCUUUCGGAGCCGGAGCUCCGAUGCACCACAACCAACACCACCACCACCAACAUCAGGCACAGUCGAGGGCGGAACAUUCAGCGGUAAAGGCGGGCAAUGGCGAGCACCACCGAGCGGGAGACGACGAAGAAGAUGAAGAGGAGGAAGAGGAAGAGGACGAACAGGAGCUUGUGAUUGAUGAGGAGCUAGAAAUCGACGAAGGAGAUCACCCGGAGGAUCUGAGCAGCAAGGGAGGCAACGAGUCUGAACAGGAAUUACCACGACCGGUUCAGGUUACCAGGAAUGACAGUCCCGUGUUUCAGCAUAAAAUUUUGAAGCAAAAACUGGAGGAAACCAAAGAACAACGGCAGCAAGCAGCGAAAGCUGUGGCGGAGGGAAUUCUCGAACAGGCGAUCCGACAGCGGAAGGAAGUGGACAAGGAAAAGGAACAACCGAAAAGUAGUGCGGACGAGAGUGAUUUGGUGUCGGUGUCCAAACUGGUCGACAACGCCACCAACGUGGCAUUCGAGAACUAUUUUAGCAGACCUGAUGUUCCGUUGUCGCAGGAUCAGAGCGACGAGGAAGGCCUGGUCGCAUCGGGCUCGGCAUCCGAAAGCAACAACUCCGGAACGGAUGAUCCGAAUCCGUCGAAUCAUUUGCAGAAGAAGAAAUCCGCCUACAGUUUGGCUCCCAAUCGGGUCAGCUGUCCCUACUGUCAGCGUAUGUUCCCGUGGUCCAGCUCGCUACGGCGUCAUAUCCUUACCCACACCGGUCAGAAACCGUUCAAAUGUUCGCAGUGUACUCUCCUGUUCACCACCAAAUCCAACUGUGACCGUCAUCUGUUGCGGAAGCACGGAGACGUCGAAUCGGCCAUGUCCAUUCCGGUGCCGAUUGAUGAUCUGCUGGAUCCCAAACCGGAACCCAUUCCGGUGGCCGUUGCCGAAGCUAUUGCCAAAUCCAAAGGAACACCGCCAUCAUCUCGACCGGCCAGCCCAAAACCACAAUCUGCUCAAUCUGUCCGCCUGGAGGAGGACCACCAACCAGCAGCACCAGCAGUCAAGGCGUUAACGGUGGCGAAGGAGGAAGAGGAGGAGGAAUUCGAACCGAUCCCGUCACCGGAACCGGCCGCUAAAAUCAAAGAUGAACCAUCCACGGACGAUAACUCCACGAUCCCGGCCGUCAAUUCGGAUCUUCCCUUCAAGUGCCACCUGUGCGACUGUUCUUUCGCCGACCGAGUGUCCUGUCUGGAUCACAUCAAGCAAUCCCACGUGCACGAAUUUGCCCUGCUCAUGAACAAGGUCACCCUGGAAGCGGAAAGUGAAGCCCCGUCCGGUUCGCCGGAUGACGACGAAAGCGGUAACAAUGGCGAAGGCGGUCGGGGUGGAAAGUAUCCCGACUACGCCAAUCGGAAGGUAAUCUGCGCCUUCUGUUUGCGUCGCUUCUGGUCGACGGAAGAUCUGAGGCGUCACAUGCGCACCCACUCUGGCGAACGACCGUUCCAGUGUGACGUGUGCCGCCGUCGGUUCACCCUGAAGCACAGUAUGCUGCGACACCAGCGCAAACACAAGUGCUCUCGGCUGAACGGAGGCGGAGGUGUCGCCGAAGCUGCUGGUAAAAAUGGACAUGUGGCCUCGUCGGACUUCAGCGAUGACGAACCGGAGAUGGCACCGACUCCGCCGCCUGCAGUACCACAGUCCCAGCAAAAACAACAGUUGCCACAGGCCAUCACCCGUUCUUCCGCGAAGGGAUUGCUGGGAGGCGGUGGUGGCAGUUCGGCCGAUUUGAUCGGCAAUUUGCUCGGCAUCAGCGACCAGGGUAUCCUGAACCGAAUGCUGCUCGGAUCCGCUUCCGAUGCGGCCCGGCUACUGGGCGUGGAAAAGUGAGGGCUCCGCCCCGGUUUAUUACCAUGAAUCCAAAAGCAAACUCUAGUCAUACUUUAUCUUGAACGUAUUUUUUUAUCCAACCUACAAACUCACAAAAACAAUUGAGUCAAGAAGCGAUUUGGGUCCUCCUCUCCGCCCUUCCUACUUAAAGAUUUAAUCGACAGAAACAACGAUUUUUUUAAAGAAUGAUUUCCAAUCCACGAAACAUUUGAUCUUCGAAUCGAAUGCAUUGUACAUACUUAGAUUUCCCGUGAUUUUCGUUUAGACUGUAGACGUUUAUGCAUGCGUAAUAAGGGGUUGCAUGCAAGUUUUCAAUGUCAAGCAUCUCGCAUUCAAAUGGCUGGCUGACAGCUCGAAUAGUAGGCAUGGAAUUUUCUUUCGCCAAACUGCAAAACGAAACGCCAAUGAAAACCAAACAAAACAUAAAACGCAAUUUUUUUAAAACACCUAGAUUUAAUGAAAACAAAAAAAAAUCGAAAAUCAAAAGUACAGUAGCCUUGAUAAGGGAGUGUAAAUUGCGCCCGCCGCGGGAUGAAACGGAUAGAUUUUUAGGAUAGAAAACAAUCACUGUAACAUACGGUAGCAAAAGGGAAGCGAGGCCUUUUAAUCCGUGACGACGGAAACCGAAGUGGCUUAAACCGAGUAGUAGCUGUUUUUUUUUGUUUGUUGUUUGGCUGGGUGUGUGACAACUUGUACUUUAAAAUACACACACGCACGAACAGCAUACAUAGAAAAGAAUAACAUUCGUACGUAGAAUCAAAAUUUUCCCAUGCUAAAAAAGAAACGCAUUACAUUCCUUUUUUUUCCAUAAGGUUUUAGCCAAUCACCAACUUUGUUUAUCUGUUAUCUUUUGUUUAUCGUAUGAACCUUAAAGUAAGGCCAAUAUUUAAAAGACUGUUGAUUUCCUUUCGUAUUAGGUGUACUGCUAACCACGAAAUAUUUCUAAGUAGCAAACCCGUAUCAAUUGAUUGAUUUGCUUUUCCUUAUUGUGUAGAAUUAAAAUACAAUAUAACAGCUAUGACAAACCGCUUAUUUUAAAGUAUGCACAUACACCGUUUAAAAAAAAACAAGAAACAAUUGUGAAUGGCUGAUUUUACUCUAAGCUAAGCAAAACAAGCUAAGAUUGUAUUGUAUUUAAGUAGAGCCAAGUUUUAGUCCUGCUUUUUUUUUGGUUUGUUUAUUUUAAAUGCAAUGUGUAAAGCAAAAUGUGCCUCCUGUAAAUGAAACUGACAGAUUUUUAUCAACCUACAUUAGUGCCUAAGUAAGCUCGGAAUCGCCAAUCCGGCUAAGCCUGACGAAAACGAUUCGAUAAACUACUACUAUUACUACUACUACAAUUACUACUACUACUACUACAAACAUUUCUGCUUAGCGUUUAAGGAAAAUACUGAUCCUCAUUGCUCCCCACCUUCUUUUUGCCUCUUGAACAAGUGCGCCAUCAUCGAUUAGUGAUGUUAAAUUUUACCUCCGUUUUCACUCUCUAGUUUUGCUGCUCUUUAUUAGGAUAAGUAGAAUUUAUAUGUAGAAUAUUUAUUUAGAAGAAAGAAAAAAAAAUCGAGCACCAUCAAGUUUAGGUUAGUGUUUUUCUGUUUGUUUUAUUUUAAUUUUAUUGAAGCACCCUUCUUUUAGAUUUUAUCGACUGGGAGACUAGCGGAGAAAGAAAAUACAGCAGAUAACCAAAGUGUUAAAACAAAAUUAAAGCAAAAGGGGUGCGUCUUCCGUCGCAGGAAGCGCAUCUCACCAUUUUUUUUUCAUGUACGAAGAAAAAAAAGAAGAACCAGCAAAACAGCAUAAAACCAAUGUGCAAUGUAUAACGUUUAACGAAACAUUUAAGAGAAAAGUAAAAUCAAGCGGAAACGAUAAAGCAGCUUGCUCCCAAAGACAUAUUAGCGAAAAACAAAAACCAUUCGAAUCAUUGGUCGAAUUGGACGCAAUGAACACGAAGAAUCGAACGGUCGGUCAGUAGGACACUUAAAUUUAAACUUCAGGUGCCAUCUGAUGAGAACGUGGAGAACGAGACGCGAGGUCAAAGUCAAAGAAAGAAACAUACAAAAAAAAAAUAAUAACACACCGCUCUACGGUUGCUCAUUUUAUUGAAUCAAAAGUCUAGCCCCCGAAAACAAGGAAGGAACUAAGUGUUCCACCAUAAACAUAGCGAAAUGACAGCAACUACAACAAACAAACUAGUACUACUUCUUCUACUACUACAACGUAAAUGGGAAUGACAUUUGUAAUUUGUGUAAUGUAGCGCAUAUUUUAGCGUUAAGUCAGAGUUGCUGCACGUUUGAAAAACUCAACUAUCUCGUACACUCCCCCCCCACACCCUCACCAAUCUACAUAGAGUAACAAAAAAAAAAGAAAUCACAUCAGAGUAAAACUUGUUAACAAACAAACGAAACUGACAUUCUGAUUCAGAAGUUACGGUCAGAGUGGUAGACUUUUGUGAAUAGUUAGAUUUAUUUUGGAUGGUAAACCAAACAUUUACCUAAGGCUACUAAGAAGGUCACACAGCAGAAGAAAGUAUGGAAGAGAAAAAAAUUACAUAAAUUAUUGCUAUUACUAUUAUUAUUGAUAAUAUUAUUAUUGCUAAUUUUAUUUCAAAAGAAGAAAAAACAAACCCCCUACGACAAAGUGGAAGAAAGACAAAACUUAAGAAACCUUGAAAGCAUAGUUACUUAUAUAUUAUAUAUAUGAAUAAACGAGAUCAAUGA